AUGGUCUCCAGAACAGUUUCGGUGUCGCUGGGUCGUGUCCUGAGGAGUGCAACGCGCAAACCUCAUCGUUCGCUGCGGUCAUUCGCUACUGCCGUCCACGUCCCGGUACCCAUUACACAGACGACCACUCUGCCCAAUGGUCUGACAGUCGCAACGGAGUCGCAUUCUCACGCGCAAACAGCGACUGUCGGCCACAUGGCUUUCAAGGGUACUAACCGGAGAAAUCAACACGCUCUCGAGCUCGAGGUAGAGAACUUGGGUGCUCAUCUUAACGCGUACACGUCCCGCGAACAGACUGUCUAUUAUGCAAAGUCCUUCCGGAAAGACGUACCCACUGCUGUUGACAUUAUUAGUGACAUCUUGCAGAACUCAAGGCUUGACGGCGGUGCCAUGGAACGGGAACGGGAUGUCAUUCUACGAGAACAGCAAGAAGUCGACAAGCAGUUGGAAGAGGUCGUCUUCGAUCAUUUACAUGCCGUGGCCUUCCAAGGUCAACCUCUUGGAAGGACAAUUCUUGGUCCCAAGGCUAACAUCCUGUCCAUCAAGCGUGACGACCUUGCCAAUUACAUCAAGACCAACUAUACCGCAGAUCGUAUGGUGCUUGUUGGCGCUGGCGGUGUUGAUCACGAUGAACUCGUCAAACUCGCCGAGAAACAUUUCUCCUCCUUACCCGUCUCUCCCAACCCAAUUCCUCUCGGUCGUCUUGCUCAUCCUCGUUCUGGCUUUGUUGGUUCCGAGGGUGUUGGCUGGAGUUCUCCCGACUAUUUCCCUAUGCUGGUGAUGCAAUCAAUCAUGGGCAACUGGGACAGAUCUCUUGGUGCUGCACCGCUUUUGUCAUCACGCCUUUCUCACAUCAUCUCUUCGAACAACCUCGCCAAUAGCUUCAUGUCGUUCUCGACAUCUUAUUCUGAUACCGGCCUUUGGGGCAUCUACCUCGUUUCUGAAAACUUCAUGAACCUCGAUGACUUGGCCCAUUUCACUCUCAAGGAGUGGACUCGUAUGUCAAUGGCCCCCACAGAGUUCGAGGUUGAGCGUGCCAAGAGUCAACUCAAGGCUGGCCUCCUCCUCAGCCUCGACGGGACCACUGCUAUCGCUGAAGAUAUUGGCAGACAAUUGGUGACCACGGGCCGUCGCAUGACCCCGAAGCAAAUCGAGAAUGCGGUUGAUGCCGUCACAGCUGAUGAGAUCAAGCGGGUCGCUCAGAAGUACCUUUGGGACAAGGAUGUCGCCAUUGCUGCUCUUGGGCCCAUCGAGGGUCUCCUUGACUAUAACCGCAUUCGCUCAGACAUGUCUUCUAUGAUCUAUUAA
This is a messenger RNA of Pisolithus orientalis, 1308 nucleotides long. RefSeq names its product Metalloenzyme, LuxS/M16 peptidase-like protein. Bases 1 to 1308 code for a protein of 435 amino acids. Gene Ontology annotation, molecular function: metalloendopeptidase activity; metal ion binding. NCBI's taxonomy places the organism in Eukaryota, Fungi, Basidiomycota, Agaricomycetes, Boletales, Pisolithaceae. The record is from RefSeq and is a predicted model, not a curated record. Gene Ontology annotation, cellular component: mitochondrion. The transcript has 6 exons.